AGUCCAGUUUUCCAACUAACCUUUUUCAAACCUGUUUUGAGCAAUGUUUUCCUCGGGACCAAACACCAAGUGUGCAACUCUAUUGUCCGGACCUAGUAAAUAGUCUAACUGUAUUUGCAUAACAAUGGAAUUCAAUCUAAAGGGAGCAUGAGGUUGACAUGUGCUCAGUGUCAUAGGGGCAGAUAGAACAGUUUGUGCUGACAUGAUAACUCACGUGAUUUUAAUAACAAUGCUCUAUCCUUUUUCUCUGACACAUAAAAGGCUCUGGGAUGAGGACAGGCCUGUCCUGUUGACCUCCACAGUCAUGAUGGGUAAGAUCAUCUUCUACGAGGGCAGGAAUUUUGAGGGACGCCACUAUGAGUGCAGUGGUGACUGCACUGACAUGCACUCCCACUUCUCCCGAUGUAACUCCAUUCGAGUGGACAGUGGGUGCUGGAUGGCCUAUGAGAAGCCUAACUUUUCUGGGUACCAGUACAUGCUGACAAGGGGGAGGUACGCUGACCACCAUCGCUGGUCCGGCUUCAACGACUGCAUCCGCUCCUGUCGCAUAAUCCCAGCUUACAAUGGAAACUACAGGAUGAAGAUCUUUGAGAGAUCAGACUUUGGGGGAAAGAUGAUGGAGCUGAGCGACGACUGCCCCAACCUGCAGGACCGCUUCCACCGGAGAGACAUUUCCUCCUGCAAUGUUAUGGAGGGCUACUGGAUCCUCCACGAGCACCCAAACUACAGGGGCCAUCAGUACUUCCUGCGCCCUGGCGAGUACAACAAGCAUAGCGACUGGGGCAGCAUGAGCUCUACCAUUGGCUCAGUGCGUCGCGUCACAGAGCUGAAGCAAAACAACCAAUAAAGCGGUCUCUAGAUCGCUCUGUCUAGCCAGGCUAGAUCUGUCUGACAGCCUGCAGAAGUCUAUACAUAUGUAGAGGGGAUGCCAACAUGAGUCAAUCUCAGAAUAUGGUUGAUAUCAGGGAAUAAGGAGAUUGUCCUUUAGUAAUUAGACCACUUACUGAGAAUAUGGCUGGGCUGAAGAAAGCAAGCAGUGGAUUGGAAUCCUGGUGUAGAUUUGUAUACAAGAACAUUUAAAAGGGCUUUAUGCAGACAGUCGUCAAUUUAUACAUACCAUUUCCUCACAUUGAAUAAUAAACCAGUGGACUGAAGGGACAGUAUAUUUAAUUGUGUCACUAAUGCAGCAUGCAGCAGCAAAGACAGUUGCAAUUUCUUCCAACUGAGCCUGCUUAAAUUGUGUUUUUUAAAACAUUCUGACCUAUACCGAAACACGUGAACUUCAUGUGUCUAUGACAAAGUAACUUUGUUAACUUGUCAAUGUAGCACUGUUUGGAAUAUAACAAAAUCUUACCAGUUGAUGUAUGUGGUGUGAGACAAUACAAUGUUGGUGUGUUGACGUUCACUACAAGUAAAUCAAGUUUGAGCAAUCAGGUAUCAAUCACAAUAAUUAUUCAUAUCAACAAAAAAAAUUCUCUUUCACCGUGAUUGUGAAACAAAUGUGAUUGAGAACCUAACUGUACAUCAUAUUUAUUAUUCAAAGAAUCUGUGGCAUGAGGAACCAAAGAUAACAAACUUUCACUAUGGACCUGUACUGACACCAAACAUGUGACCAUAAACAUGAAAAACAGAAGGGGGAAAAAAGUUGAUACAUAAAAAUCAAAUCAAAUAGGGCCAGUAACCAAUCAUGAUUACAAAUUAUUUUACCAUAAACAUUUAUGAGUGGAGGGGGAGGCACAAAUUGCACAAAAUGUCCAACCUCUGUGG
Messenger RNA from Oncorhynchus tshawytscha (Chinook salmon), 1767 nucleotides. Its product is annotated as gamma-crystallin S-1-like. Gene Ontology annotation, biological process: lens development in camera-type eye; visual perception. The transcript has 3 exons. Lineage: Eukaryota; Metazoa; Chordata; Actinopteri; Salmoniformes; Salmonidae. Bases 203 to 847 code for a protein of 214 amino acids. Gene Ontology annotation, molecular function: structural constituent of eye lens. The record is from RefSeq and is a predicted model, not a curated record.